Molecule: messenger RNA, 2021 nt
Organism: Lynx canadensis (Canada lynx)
Lineage: Eukaryota; Metazoa; Chordata; Mammalia; Carnivora; Felidae
Gene: TMIE
Product: transmembrane inner ear
Exons: 2
Coding region: 543-863 (106 amino acids)
Source: RefSeq, a predicted model, not a curated record
GAACGCCCCAGGGCAGGGUCUGUGCCUUCUCGUGGGCUCUCGUGGGCUCUCACGGCCAAGAGGAGCUCAGGCUUGUCCUCAGGGGGGUUGAGGAGGACACAGCUACGUCCUCCAGUGUCUGAGGUCCUCUCAGGAGCCUGGGGAGGAAAACCUAGGAAUUACCAGGAGCCGAGAGACCUGGGUGGGAACACAGGACAGCCUCCAGGUAGCUGUAGCGUGAGUCACCGUGCAGUCCUCUGCCCUGCCCUCCAGGGGCCUCAAUCGAGUCAGAAACUGAGACCAGUGACACGAUUUAGGAUCCAGGGCAAAACGAAAGUAUGAGACCCCUUGUUCACAAAUUGCUAAGAACAUUGACGGCAGAGCAUUAAGCCAAGCGCGAGGCCCUUCCAAGAGCGGGCCCCCGUGUGAAGCCAGUCCUGCUCUGGAAAUUGCUGAGCUGACCUCGGAAAUCCCAGAGCCCACAGGGGUUCUGUCCAAACACAGAGCCUUCUGCCAGAGUCUCUUGGGUGAGACACAUUUAGGUAGAUGAAGGCAGGUCUGCAAUGUGGGCACCAUUCCUGGGGUGUCUGAGCUCCAGCCUCGGCCAGGCCUGCUCUGUCGUCCCUACAGUUAUCACUCUGUGCUGUGUCUUCAACUGCCGCGUGCCACGGACCCGGAAGGAGAUCGAAGCCCGGUACCUGCAGCGAAAGGCAGCCAAGAUGUACACGGACAAACUGGAGACUGUGCCGCCCCUCAACGAGCUCACAGAAAUCCCCGGAGAGGAUAAGAAGAAGAAGAAGAAGAAGGAUAGUGUGGACACAGUGGCCAUCAAGGUAGAGGAGGAUGAAAAGAAUGAGGCCAAGAAGAAGAAAGGAGAAAAAUGAGAAGGGCUUCCUGGAGGUGGCAGCUGGGGCUGGAUAGCCCUGGGGCUCAAGUCCAGGCCAGGGUCCAGGCAUCUCGGACUCCAAGCUCACACAUGGACCACAGAGGUUGCAGAACACCCUCUUCUCAACUCCGACAGGGUGGCUGAGGCCCCAUCGUUAUGGCCCGUCAGGGGCAGAGACAGGACUGCCUCAGGUGUCCUGCCUCCCGGCAUGGACUCAGCUCCUGUCGCCUCACCCAUGUGGCUGUUCAGCCAACAUGGUCUCUGGCCACUGUUGCCCUGCAGAUCCAGAUCACACCCACCCGGACGUGCCUCUGUCCCUUCCGUCAGGAACAGCAGUGGCUCUACAGGGUUGACGGGAAGCAGUUUCCUCUCUCCGAAGGGGAUGGCCAAACUGGAUGGGCUGCAGUGUGAGGCCAUGCCCAGAACAGCCACAAGGAGGCAGAGGGUGUCUGGGGGAAGCUUCAGCUCUCAGACCUGGCUAGACAGCAGCCCUGGUGGCCAGAAAACUGUUCUAGGCCCAGUGGGGGUGCCGGCCAGGAUGGUGAACAGAGAGACCCAGAGGCAGGGGCUCCAGCCCAGCAGAUACCCUGUGCCGAGCAACUGCAAUGGAGUGGAGGCUGCUGGGGGCCUGAGUGGAAGGCCUGGGGGCUCAGGGCUGGGAGCUGCAGGGCUGGGUCAGGGGUGCAGAAGGCUGAGACCAGCAGGCCAAAGGGAAAGGGGAAGAAAGCUGGUACUUGGGCCCCAUCUUGGGGAUCCAGGGAAUCAAGACGCCCAAGGGAGGCUUGGGCCGUGCUGGCGGUCCCUUCUCUGUGGUGGUGGUGGGGAGGGGGUGUCAGGGCCCUAGGGGAUCAUCGCAGAGGGCAGUUAGGGGCCGGCCACCCCCCGACUUGUGAAACAGAACAGCACACAGCUUCCUCCUCUACCAUCUCAGCUCUCAUGCCUCAAAACAUCACUGCUGUCCCGAAGGGGAAGGCCCAGACACCAUCUAGAGACUGGAUCUUUGGGGACGGGACACUCAGAGGGGUUUCCAGAUGGCAGCGAACCUCUGCUGAGGCGCUCAGGUCUGAGCCUGGAAACCAGAGGCUCCUGAGCUGGGGAAGCUGCUGGAAAAUCUCUCGCUGCCUCGGCAGCCUGCAGACACUUGUAAAUAAAGCUG